Eruca vesicaria subsp. sativa (arugula) is the source of this 399-nucleotide messenger RNA. NCBI's taxonomy places the organism in Eukaryota, Viridiplantae, Streptophyta, Magnoliopsida, Brassicales, Brassicaceae. The record is from the annotation of a GenBank genome assembly.
AUGAGGAAGAAACGAGAGGCUAAAGAUGAAAACGAAGAAGAAGCGAAAAAGAAGAGAGUGGAGCUGAUGAAAGCAGCAGCACAGGCUUGGCUCAGCCACUCCCUAACCUCUAAAAGCACCGUUUUGGAGUUCGAGGCGCGAAGAAAGCAUGCUUUUGUCAAAGUGGAGGCCUUGUCCAGUACAAAGAAGCAUCAUCAUCAUCAUCCUUCGUUUUUGGAUUGGGAGUAUGGACAGUCUUUGUGGGAUCCGUACGAGAUUCUUUCCGUUUCUAAGAAGUUGGAACGAGCACUCACGUUAGAAGAGCAUACUUUCUCUGCGGAUAAGGCCACCAAGAAGAAGAAUAGGGACAGUAGAAAUAGCCUUAGGAGUUUGUUUAAUCGUUCUUCGAGGAGAUUUUAA